AUGCAUUUGUUUCAGAGAGGAUUGGGCACCCUAACCCUAUGUCGAUUCAUGUCGCAGAAAUUAGUAUUUAAUUAUCCUAUUUCUUUGACAUCACAAGAGAGUUUUCAGAGAUCACUGAAAUCUAACAAGACAUUGUCAAGGUUGAGAACUUUAUAUCUCGAGAACAAAUUGCAGUUUGUAGAUGAUGAGCCAUCCCUAAGGAAUGUUGUUUUGACACCAGAAAUAAAUUCUCAACGAACGUUGCCCAGAACGAAAUUCCCUAAAGAGAGGAUAUUCCAUGAAGUUCAGAUGGACUCUAGUGUAGCUACGUGGAAGAAACCUUUUGUUAAAUGGUUUAGAUUAGGGAAGUCAUUACUUAUUUACUAUCGAGAUGGUAUUAAACACAUAAUUGUAGCAUAUAAGAAUUCACAACCUUUUGAAUUAGGUUCAACCUACAGAGAAAUUGAAGCUGGUGAACGAAAAAUAACAAGGGUUCAAUUCAUUGAAUCUAUGAGAAGCCGUAGAGAAAUUAAAAAGAUUCCAAACUUUAUUUUAUUGAGCAUAAUCUUCGAAGAACUUACUGUACUCAUUUGUUAUUACUGGCCGAAGAUAGCGUUAUGGAACUGCUUGAAUCCAGGUGGCUUCAAAAAGAUAACAGAAUCUAUGGCAAUCAAGAGCAUACUACCGAAUAAUAGUGCGGAAAGUAAGUACGUCUCGCCUUAUUCGUUACCAAAGAAGCUGUUAUCAUCUACUUUGCAACAAAGUACCGUAAUGAGAAUGGGAAAAUGGAAAUUAAAGCUAUUUGAUCUCCUAACUAUACAAAAUAAAGCUGUUGAAAGAUUGGUUGCCAUCUGUCAGUACACUUUCAUUGAUGAUUGUCUGUUGCUACAAAAUAUUCUUCAGAAAACAGAAAUGGAAAGUAUUUUGUUAGGCUAUGACGAAUUGGUAAAUUUCAUCUUCGAAAGAAGAUUAUAUUAUGGAGGCGAGGAUUUGAAUGCGAUGGUCAACACCGUGUCAGGAAGAGAAGUACUAAUCUGGAGACUCUUUCUUUAUUUAUCUUUUAGGUUUGAUAAUACAAUCUACACUUAUGGCUCUGAAUCAUUUUCAGAGAAAUGGGGCUUGAAUAAUGUGACAAUCCUUAACAACCCUGGAUCCACAUUUCCCGAUGUAAAUAGAAAGCAACGUUUGAUUAAAGAAACGGAUCUGCAUAUAUUCCACUAA
This is a messenger RNA of Naumovozyma castellii, 1200 nucleotides long. RefSeq names its product Pnt1p (gene PNT1). Lineage: Eukaryota; Fungi; Ascomycota; Saccharomycetes; Saccharomycetales; Saccharomycetaceae. The record is from RefSeq and is a predicted model, not a curated record. Bases 1 to 1200 code for a protein of 399 amino acids. The transcript has a single exon.